AGGGGCGCAUGCUCGGCGCCCCCGCCCCCCGCAGGGAGAGGAAGCUGGUUUACAUUCGAGUCAUACCGAGCGUAGCCAGCAUGUCAGCAGUCAACUUGCAGCGGGGGAGCCCGGAGAGAGUGGCUUUGUCCUAGGAACCUGCUGCGCGGGUUGCUUUUUCACUGCUUGUUUUCAGCCUCCAAGACACGCCAGAGACUCUGAAGCAGUUUUUAAUGCUCAACCGAGGAUACAGUGCACAUCCCAUCCACCAAGGAACCCUCGAAGGGUUUCCUGUGAGUCUGACUUCGUGUGUGUGUGUGUGCAUUUUUUUUUUAAACUUCUACAUACUUUGUUUUGCUCAUCCUCCUCGGUUUUUGUGAAGUUCUGAGAGGAGAGCCUGGAGCUGCUCAGCGACGACUGAAUUUUGCAACUUUCUCUUUUGGGGUGAAAGCAAAGAGCUGGUUUUCUUUGUAGCCCAAUAAAUGCUGUUUAUGAAGAUGGACCUGUUGAACUACCCAUACCUGGACAAGGUGGACAACAGCGUCAGCAUUCUGUGCUAUGAAGGUGAAGCUGCUCUCAGGGGAGAGCCCAGAAUGCAGACCCUCCCGGUGGCCUCGGCGCUGAGCAGCCACCGCACAGGCCCUCCUCCCAUCAGCCCCAGCAAGAGAAAGUUCAGCAUGGAGCCGGGGGACGAGGACCCAGACUGUGAAAGUGACCAUGCCUCCAAGAUGAGUCGGAUCUUCAGCCCCCACCUGAACAAGACUGCUAACGGAGACUGCCGCAAAGGCCCCCGGGAGCGUAGCCGCAGCCCCAUUGAGCGGGCUGUGGCAUCCGCCGUGAGCCUGCACAGCAGCCACCUGUAUGCGUCUCUCCCCAGCCUCAUGGAGCAGCCCCUCGCACUGACCAGGAACAGCGGGGACGCCGGCAGGCCGGCCGGUCUCUCACCCACCCUGACCCCUGUGGAGCGGCAGCAGAACCGGCCCUCAGUGAUCACCUGCGCCUCUGCCAGUGCCCGCAACUGCAACCUCUCGCACUGCCCCAUUGCGCACAGCGGCUGUGCAGCGCCUGGGCCCACCAGCUACCGGAGGCCACCCAGUGCUGCUGCCACCUGUGACCCGGUGGUGGAAGAGCACUUCCGGAGAAGCCUGGGCAAGAACUACAAGGAGCCCGAGCCAGCACCCAACUCAGUGUCCAUCACAGGCUCCGUGGAUGACCACUUCGCCAAAGCUCUCGGUGACACGUGGCUUCAGAUCAAAGCAGCCAAGGAUGGCGCGUCCAGCAGCCCUGAGUCGGCCUCGCGCAGGGGCCAGCCGGCCAGCCCUUCUACUCACAUGGUCAGCCACAGCCACUCCCCCUCCGUGGUCUCCUGAAGGGGGUGCCGUCUUCUGAUGCCACAGGGACCUGCAUGGUUUGCCUGAGCUUUGAACAGACAGUGCUUAAAAAACAACAACAAAAAGUCCUGGGGGGAGGGGGGAGGAGGGGAGGGGAUGGUGUCUUCGCAAAAACCAUGUUGGGGUUUUUGUUCUGUUCUGUUUUUGUACUUGCUUGAUGUUCGUACAAGGGGCCCUCCAGUGUGGCAGCAGGAACGGCGUGUGGACAGUGGUUGCAUAUAGCACCCUCACUUCCUGCCUGGUUACCAAAGAAUCCUCUGCUGCAGGUCUGCCACCCGCCGGGCUAGGAUCCCGGGGCAUGCUCUCAGUCACAAGCCAUAGUGACGUGGGGACCCGGAUGCUUUGUGCUUCUUCCAUUUGCUUCUCGAGAUCCGGGUGUGCGCGGCUCCACUUCCACUGCGUGCAGUUGGGGUUGGUCAGGGUGCGUGCGUGUGUAUACUUGAAGAGAGCUGUCAUGUCUGAUUUUGCACUAUUGGAGGAGGAACGGGCAGCUGCCUGUGAGGUGCUAGUGAGGGCUGAGAAAGGGCUCAAGAAUGGCGUUUCUGACCAUGCGUUUGAUUGUGUUGUUGAGUUUAGACAAGCCGCUUUGGCAGGGGAAGCUGUGUACAGGUUAUGUAUGGGUCUUUCUCUCUAGAUUUCAGGUGCUUGCAACUGGACUGCAGAUUCUACCAACCACGGGCAUUUACCUUCUCUCUACACUGCAGUUUGUUAGACUAGCGCCGAGGCCGGAGGACUCCAUAGUGCUUCAAAUGUGACAUUUUAACGGAGAAGAAAAAUAGCUGGUUUCUAUUAACUGUGUAGACGGUAGACACGAACCCUAGUGCUCAUUAGCUUCUCAGAUGUUUAUCAGUUGCAGUCCUCCAUAUCACUGCUGGUACAGUUGUGCUCUAUGAUUUGAUUCAAUGUUCACUUCACUCACAGGGCUUACUGUGAGUAAGCCCUGGCUGAGCUGGUGGGGUGGCACCGCAGGCGGACAGCAGAGCUGAUUUCUGCGUCCCCCGCUGCUUUAUUAUGAGCUCCCAGGGCAGGUGGGAAUUGAGUCUUCCGACCCUCACUCCAGACUGCUCCCUUCGAACGCUCUUGACUGAGCAACAGGUUGCUGACAUUGCGAACGCACGCUGGGCCAAGGCUGUGUACAUUCCUCUGACUUUCCAGUUGCCCAUCGUUUGCUGUAGUCAUAGCUACUAACCAGGAGGCAGAAAAAAGCGGACAGAUGCGCCGGGCCACGCCUC
Molecule: messenger RNA, 2602 nt
Organism: Castor canadensis (American beaver)
Lineage: Eukaryota; Metazoa; Chordata; Mammalia; Rodentia; Castoridae
Gene: Vgll4
Product: vestigial like family member 4
Biological process (GO): negative regulation of DNA-templated transcription
Molecular function (GO): transcription coactivator binding
Source: RefSeq, a predicted model, not a curated record